This is a messenger RNA of Vespula pensylvanica (western yellowjacket), 1373 nucleotides long. RefSeq lists its product as uncharacterized. Bases 111 to 1373 code for a protein of 420 amino acids. The record is from RefSeq and is a predicted model, not a curated record. NCBI's taxonomy places the organism in Eukaryota, Metazoa, Arthropoda, Insecta, Hymenoptera, Vespidae. Gene Ontology annotation, cellular component: extracellular region. Gene Ontology annotation, molecular function: chitin binding. The transcript has 3 exons.
UCUCUUCAGAAACGUACCGCGUCAUUUGUUUAACAUAUCGAUAAAGAAAAAAUUAAGAUUCGUAUAAGAGACCAGACGAGAGCGAGCACUAUCAUUUUACAAGCUAGAAAAUGUACGCGCUUCGAUUGUCGAUUGUGUGGAUAUUCAUUGUCCUUGAAAGCGUGAAAUGUUCGAUUUCGGACGUUGUCGAUUACAACGGGGCGGCUAUCACCAUCGAAAAAAAUGACACGAGUCCUUGCAAUGCAACGAGAGAGUGUUUAAGUUGUACGACAUCCAGACUAUGUAUACCUGACGAGUCAAACAAAUUGAAACAGAUCAUGACGAUAAAUUGCUCUAUGGUUUAUACGAAACCCUAUUGCGAUGUAGACACUGGUUUGUGCACGAAUGUAGCUCCAAAUCAUUGUCCUUCGAACGAUUUCAUCUGUCCUUCUAUCGAUGGGGUGUAUCCCGAUCCCAACAAUUGCGCAAGAUAUCACAUUUGUGUGAACGGUUAUAGAAUAACGAAUACUUGUCCGCCUAACAACAUAUACGACACACAAUUGGAAAAUUGCAAGUUCUCUCGUUAUUCCUAUGACUGCAUUACCAUUAAUUGCAGAGGUAAGGAGGGCCAGUAUUUCGUUUAUCCAACAAACGAUAAAAUAUAUGGAACAUGUGUUAAUGAACAACCAUAUUUUAUUGGGCGAUGCAAGGCAUACGAGAAAUUUGAUAUUAAUUUGAAAAGAUGUACUAGAGUUUGCAAACGUGUUGAAAAUCAACCUACCGAUGAUUGUCAAAAGUAUAUACGUUGCGCCCAAAUUGGAAUAGGAAAAUACGAACCAGUUUUGCAAUACUGUGCCUGUGAUAAAGGUUUUGAUGAGGGUAAAGGUACCUGCAUAAAGGAAGCAACAUGUUUGAACAAGAUGAAUUCUUGCAAAACACUCCUUGCCGAUCUAUUGGGCCUUCCACAGUCGUCUAAUUUCAUCAUCAAUAAUUCGGAUAAUAAGAAUAGUAACAACAAUAUAUCUAAUGGUAAUGACAAUGCAAACGGGAAUAUUGUGAACGGCAACAGUAACAAAAAUAAUUCGAAUUCUGGUAAUGUAAGUAAUGUAAGGGGACCAGCAUUGCGUCAAUUCAUUAUCAAUAAUUCAGAAAAUAGUCAAGGUUCGAAUAAGGUGUCCAAUGGCAACGAUGAGGCAAAUGGUAAUAUAGUUAAUGGCAAUGACAAUGCUAAUAAUAAGAACGAAGGUGACGUAGGUAACGAAGUGCGCAGACCUGAAAAUAGUCACAGUGAUAAUGAUGUAUCUAACGGCAACGAUAGAGAGAAUGGUAAUAUAGUUAAUGGCAAUGGCAAUUCUAAUAACGAGAAUCAAGGUAACGUAAGUAAUCAUAAUUGA